AAGAGCCCGCGGCAGGUUGCACUUUCUGUCAGUCCAGGGCUCCAGUUUGCCGGAGAGCCUCUCCCGUUUGGUGAGGAUGGAGAACGCACAUGCGAAAGAGCCUGAAGAGGUUGUGUCGUACUUUGGUGUUGACCAGACCAGCGGCCUUACACCAGACCAGUUUAAGAAGAACCUGGCACGAUAUGGUUACAACGAGCUGCCAGCUGAGAUUGGUAAGACCAUCUGGGAAUUGGUCGUAGAGCAAUUUGAGGAUCUGUUGGUCAGAAUUUUGCUGCUGGCUGCCUGCAUCUCAUUUGUGCUGGCCUUGUUUGAAGAAGGUGAGGAAACUGUCACUGCUUUCGUGGAACCCUUAGUCAUUCUUCUUAUUCUCAUCGCUAAUGCCAUCGUUGGAGUCUGGCAGGAGCGCAAUGCUGAGAGCGCCAUUGAGGCCCUGAAGGAGUAUGAGCCUGAGAUGGGGAAGGUUUACCGUGCGGACAGGAAAAAUGUUCAGAUGAUCAAGGCCAGGGAGAUCGUGCCUGGAGAUGUGGUGGAGGUGUCUGUUGGUGACAAAGUCCCUGCAGACGUCAGACUCAUCAAAAUCAACUCCACCACUUUGCGUGUUGACCAGUCCAUUCUCACUGGUGAGUCUGUCAGUGUGAUUAAGCACACUGAUCCAGUCCCCGACUUGAGAGCUGUCAACCAGGACAAGAAGAACAUGCUUUUCUCUGGCACCAAUAUUGCUUCAGGAAAAGCUAUCGGCAUAGCCGUUGCGACAGGUGUCUCCACUGAGAUCGGUAAGAUCCGUGACCAGAUGGCAGCAACAGAGCAGGAGAAGACCCCCCUGCAGGCCAAACUGGACGAGUUCGGAGAACAGCUCUCCAAGGUCAUCUCUCUGAUUUGUGUUGCCGUGUGGAUGAUCAACAUCGGCCACUUUAACGACCCUGUCCACGGAGGCUCCUGGAUCCGUGGGGCCGUUUACUAUUUCAAGAUCGCAGUAGCCCUGGCCGUGGCCGCUAUCCCCGAGGGCCUGCCCGCUGUGAUCACCACCUGCCUGGCACUAGGUACCCGCCGUAUGGCCAAAAAGAACGCCAUUGUCCGGUCCCUGCCCUCUGUGGAGACCCUGGGUUGCACCUCCGUCAUCUGCUCUGACAAGACUGGAACCCUCACCACCAACCAGAUGUGUGUCACCAAAAUGUUCAUCAUUGAAAAAGUGGACGGCGACAACGUUUCUCUGGGUUCCUUUGACAUUUCCGGCUCCAAGUACACCCCAGAGGGAGAAGUGACAAAGAACGGGGCAUCAGUGAAGUGCGGUCAGUAUGAUGGCUUGGUGGAGUUGUCCACCAUUUGUGCUCUAUGCAAUGACUCCUCCCUGGACUACAAUGAUAGUAAAGGCAUCUAUGAGAAGGUGGGUGAGGCAACUGAGACUGCUCUGUGCUGUCUGGUGGAAAAGAUGAACGUGUUUAAUACUGAAGUGCGCGGGCUAUCAAAGCCGGACAGAGCCAACGCCUGCUGUUCUGUAAUCAAGCACUUGAUGAAGAAGGAGUUCACUCUAGAGUUCUCCAGAGACAGGAAGUCCAUGUCGGUGUUGUGCUCCCCGGCCAAAUCCUCCAAAGCCCCACUCGGCAACAAAAUGUUCAUCAAGGGCGCUCCUGAGGGUGUGAUUGAAAGGUGUUUGUACGUGCGCGUUGGCACCAACCGCGUGCCCUUGUCCGAGCCUGUCAAGAACAAGAUAAUGGCUGUGAUCAAAGAGUGGGGUACUGGCCGUGACACACUGCGUUGUCUGGCUCUAGCCACCAGGGACACACCCCCUUGCAUUGAAGACAUGAACCUCGAAGACUCCACCAAGUUUGCCAACUAUGAGACUGACCUAACCUUUGUGGGCUGCGUGGGCAUGCUGGACCCCCCUCGUAAGGAGGUCAUUGGGGCUAUUGAGCUGUGCAGGGCUGCUGGCAUCCGUGUCAUCAUGAUUACUGGUGACAACAAGGGAACAGCCGUGGCUAUCUGCCGUCGUAUUGGCAUCUUCACUGAGGAUGAGGACACCACUGGUCGUGCCUUUACCGGCCGCGAGUUUGAUGAUCUACCUCUCCAUGAGCAAAAGAAAGCAGUCCGUAAGGCCUGCUGCUAUGCCCGUGUCGAGCCCUCCCACAAAUCCAAGAUUGUUGAGUUCCUGCAAGGUUUUGACGAGAUCACCGCCAUGACCGGAGAUGGAGUGAAUGAUGCCCCGGCCCUGAAGAAGGCCGAGAUUGGCAUCGCCAUGGGCUCUGGCACUGCCGUUGCCAAGUCUGCCUCGGAGAUGGUCCUGGCUGACGACAACUUCUCUUCCAUUGUGGCAGCCGUGGAGGAGGGCAGGGCCAUCUACAACAACAUGAAGCAGUUCAUCCGCUACCUCAUCUCCUCCAACGUUGGAGAGGUCGUCUGUAUCUUCCUGACAGCUGCCCUGGGUCUGCCUGAGGCUCUUAUCCCUGUCCAAUUGCUGUGGGUCAACCUGGUGACUGAUGGUCUCCCUGCAACUGCCCUGGGCUUCAACCCUCCAGACCUGGACAUUAUGGGCAAGCUGCCACGCUCCCCCAAGGAGCCCCUUAUCUCUGGCUGGCUGUUCUUCAGAUACCUGGCCAUUGGGGGGUAUGUUGGUGCUGCUACUGUUGCUGCUGCGGCCUGGUGGUUCCUCUACAGUGAAGACGGGCCUGGUGUGUCUUUCUACCAGUUGUCCCACUUCAUGCAGUGUCACGAUGAAAAUGAAGACUUUGCGGGCAUUCACUGUGAGGUGUUUGAGGCCGCUCCCCCCAUGACCAUGGCCCUGUCUGUGCUGGUCACCAUCGAGAUGUGCAACGCUCUCAACAGCCUGUCUGAGAACCAGUCCCUGCUGCGCAUGCCUCCCUGGAGCAACCUGUGGCUGGUAGGAGCCAUGUCCCUCUCCAUGUCCCUCCACUUCGUCAUCAUUUACGUCGACCCCAUGCCUAUGAUCUUCAAGUUGACCCACUUGAACAUAGAGAAAUGGAUAGUGGUGCUAAAACUCUCUUUCCCUGUUAUCCUCAUUGACGAGGUCCUUAAGUUUGUGGCCCGCAACUACCUGGAAGUUGCAGAUGACAACCUAGUAAGCAAGAAGUGGGACUAA
This is a messenger RNA of Esox lucius (northern pike), 3094 nucleotides long. RefSeq names its product ATPase sarcoplasmic/endoplasmic reticulum Ca2+ transporting 1 (gene atp2a1). NCBI's taxonomy places the organism in Eukaryota, Metazoa, Chordata, Actinopteri, Esociformes, Esocidae. Gene Ontology annotation, cellular component: membrane. The record is from RefSeq and is a predicted model, not a curated record. Bases 77 to 3094 code for a protein of 1005 amino acids. The transcript is spliced from 25 exons. Gene Ontology annotation, molecular function: ATP hydrolysis activity; P-type calcium transporter activity; ATP binding. Gene Ontology annotation, biological process: calcium ion transmembrane transport; intracellular calcium ion homeostasis.